AUGGUGAUGGAACAAGUCUUGACACCGGUGAAGGAGUUAUCGACGGCGGAGCAAGCUUCGAUUGAAUUUUACGAUCAGUUAUCGCAAGUGAAGACGAAGAUGCAAACAUCGGAUUUGCAAACGAAGGAUCAAUUAGAGUCUCUGAACUCGAGGAUCGGUUCGCACGAACAGAUGAUGACGGAGAUUAACAAGAAAUUGGAGUUUUUGAUCAAGCAUCUUCCUGGGAAAGAAACGGUGCAAGAACUCGGAGGAUCAAGUCGAGAGGGAGCUACGAGAUCACAAGAUCCUCAAUACCAGGUACCAAAUUCUAUUUUGGAACCAUGCCGUAGUGAAAUUAGGCCAGGUUUACGAGAAAAUCUUCUCCGAAAUGUUGAGAUGGCCAUUUUCGAGGGGUUUGGCAUCUAUGGUUGGAUUGCAAAAGUAGAACGGUUCUUCGCCAUGGGUGGUUAUAACGAAGCGGAGAAGCUAGCUCUUGUUUCCGUGAGCUUACAAGGCGAAGCAUUAAGCUGGUAUAAUUGGGAGAUAAACAGAAGACAGUUCGAGAGUUGGGAACAAUUUAAAGCUAGGUUGAUGUUGCGUUUUGGUAAUCUGAAGAUUCGAGGACCUAGCCAAAGUCUGUUUUGCAUCAAGCAAACGGGAACAAUCGCGGAUUACAUCCAACACUUUGAAGAUCUCUCUUCACAAGUAACUGGACUGGAUGAUCAGAAGUUGGAAGGCAUAUUCUUAAAUGGUUUAUCUCAGGAGAUGCAGGAGCUGGUACACAUGCAGAAGCCACGUGAUUUACCUGAGAUGAUUGCAGAAGCAAGAGCCUUGGAAGGAAGUAUUAUGAGCCGUGUGGUUAAGAAGGAGUUAUUGUUAGCAAACAAAGAAAACAGAGACCCUCACACUUAUGAACAACGAGCUCAGUCAGGGGUUAACAACAAUAACUGGAAGACAAAAGUCAUUACUGCAGAGCCAACAGCAAUGGGGGAGAAGCAGUUGGUGCGUGUUGAACCAAGACCUCGGAGACAUAAUACGAGUGCAGAACUAGACGAGAAAAGAAGGAAGGGCAUUUGCUUUAAAUGCGAUGGACCGUGGUCUAAGGAUCAUAAAUGUCCAAAUCGUGAAUUAAGAGUGCUGACAGUAUUCAAUGGAUAUGAAGUAGAAGUUUUGGAUGGAAAUGGAGAGGAAGAAACAGUAGAUGAGAUUGUUGGGGAGUGUAUGGCACUUUCGUUCUCAUCUUACAGAGGACUCUCAUCUCCUACAACUACUAAGGUGCGUGGGACAGUAGGCAAAGACAAGGUGGUGAUAAUGUUAGAUAGUGGAGUAUCACAUAAUUUCAUUUCACCUGCAGCGGUUAAGAAACUUAAGCUUAAGUGCAGAACAUAUCCUAACCUGAAUGUCCUACUAGGCAACGGAUUGUUGGUGAAUGGCUUGGGAGUCUGUGAGAAAGUAACAUUCUCAACUCAGACCUUUGAGUUCACACAAGAUUUUGUGGUGUUGGAGUUGGGGCAUAUUGAUAUAAUAUUGGGGGUAGCUUGGUUGAGUACACUCGGGGAUUGCAGGGUCAAUUGGUAUACUAAUGAGAUGUCAUUCCUUUACAAGGGUAAGACAGCUCAUCUGCGUGGUGAAGACGACUUGAACAAUACGAAGAUGUCCUUGAAGUCUUUGUCUAGCAAUUAUACAGUCUGCUCAAAAGGUGUGGCAAUGGAACUGUACAACCAUCACCUGACACAACCUGUUAUACAACAAGGGGAUCCAAGGAUUCAGACGGUUCUUUCUAAAUUCACGAGUGUGUUUGCGAUUCCGACAUCAUUACCACCUAUCAGAGGACGUGAACACGCUAUUAACUUGGUUCCAGGAACAACUACAGUCAGUGUGAGACCGUAUAGAUAUCCACAUGCUCAAAAGGAAGUCGUGGAGAAGAUGGUACGAGAUAUGCUAGAGGCUGGCAUCAUUCGACCAAGCCAAAGUCCUUUCACAAGUCCGGUUUUAUUAGUCAAAAAGAAGGACGAUAGCUGGCGUUUUUGUGUUGACUAUAAAGCAUUAAACAGGGCUACUGUACCAGAUAAAUUUCCUAUACCAAUGAUCAAUCAGCUUUUGGAUGAGUUAAAUGGUUUGGUGAUUUUUUCCAAGCUGGAUCUUCGAGCAGGAUAUCAUCAAAUCAGAAUGAAGGAAGAAGAUGUGAUUAAAACGACAUUUCGAACACAUGAUGGACAUUAUGAGUUUCUUCUUAUGCCGUUUGGUCUUACAAACGCCCCUGCCACUUUUCAAGCCUUGAUGAACGAGCUCAAGAGCUUGGAGGAACAUAUGGAGCAUUUGACAGUAGUGUUGAAGGUGUUAGAGGAGCAUUACUUAUUUGCCAAUCAAAAGAAAUGCAUGUUUGGUCAACCACAAGUUGACUACUUGGGUCACAUAAUAUCUUAUGAGGGAGUUUCAACAGACCCUACUAAGACUCAAGCGAUGACUAACUGGGUGACUCCUAAGUCAGUUAAGGAGUUGAGAGGAUUUUUGGGCUUUACAGGAUAUUAUCGGAGGUUCAUUAAAGGCUAUGGAGUUUUAGCUAAACCCCUAACAGACUUGCUUCGGAAAGACAGUUUUGAUUGGUCACUAGCAGCUCAACAUGCAUUUGAUGUACUGAAAAAGGCAAUGUCUACAGCCCCUGUACUCGCAUUACCAGAUUUUGAUGAAGUCUUCAUUGUUGAAGCAGAUGCGUCGGGGUUUGGUUUGGGAGCGGUGUUAAUGCAGAAAAAGAGACCAAUCGCUUAUUUCAGCCAUGGUUUGACUUCUAAAGAACAGCUUAAGCCAGUUUAUGAGAGAAACCUUAUGGCGAUAGUCUUAGCAAUUCAGAAAUGGAAGCAUUAUCUGUUUGGAAGACAUUUUGUUGUGCAUACAGAUCAUAAGAGCUUAAAAUUUUUACUGGAGCAGAGGGAAGUAACUAUGGAUUAUCAGAAGUGGUUGAUCAAGCUUCUGAACUAUGAUUUUGAAAUUUUGUAUAAACCAGGAGUGGAGAAUACAACAGCAGAUGGGUUGUCUAGAAUGAUUCAACCUCUUGGAACAUUGUCAUCGUUAUUGCUGAUGGCCUUGACAGUUCCUACUGCGCUACAACUCCAAGACAUUUAUGAGGGAAUUGAGAAGGAUGUAGUGAUACAAGAAGAGACAAAGGCUUGCAUAGAAAAACCAACUCGUCACACUAAAUUUGCAGUCAGAGACGAUAAGUUGUGGCUCAAGCAAAUGUUGGUGAUUCCAAAAACAUCUAAGGCAAUACGACUAAUACUAGAAGAAUGCCAUUCGGGGUUGUUUGGUGGACACUCAGCAGAGUGUGAGAUUUGUCAACGCCAUAAGUACUCGACGUUAUCACCAGCUGGUUUGUUGCAACCAUUGCCACUUCCUGAACAUGUUUGGGAGGACAUAUCGAUGGAUUUCGUGGAAGGCUUACCCACUUCUCAAGGCAAAAAUGUCAUCUUAGCGUGGUGGACAGACUGA
Molecule: messenger RNA, 3465 nt
Organism: Camelina sativa (false flax)
Lineage: Eukaryota; Viridiplantae; Streptophyta; Magnoliopsida; Brassicales; Brassicaceae
Source: RefSeq, a predicted model, not a curated record